Molecule: messenger RNA, 953 nt
Organism: Aspergillus novofumigatus IBT 16806
Lineage: Eukaryota; Fungi; Ascomycota; Eurotiomycetes; Eurotiales; Aspergillaceae
Gene: rps0
Product: 40S ribosomal protein uS2
Exons: 3
Coding region: 111-953 (280 amino acids)
Biological process (GO): ribosomal small subunit assembly; cytoplasmic translation
Cellular component (GO): ribosome; 90S preribosome; cytosolic small ribosomal subunit
Molecular function (GO): structural constituent of ribosome
Source: RefSeq, a predicted model, not a curated record
GCCUCAUCCUCCUCCAUCACCAGCACGACAAGCGCCAGACGAUUGAUAUAUUCAAAUCGCCGUCUUUGACCAUAUCAAUCGACCAAAAUGGCUCCCUCUCAGCUCCCCCCAUGUUCAACCCCACCCCCCAGGACAUUGAGAUGCUCCUCACAGCUCAAUGCCACCUGGGUUCCAAGAACCUUCAGGUUCACAUGGAGCCUUACCUCUGGAAGACUCGUCCCGACGGUGUCAAUGUCAUCAACAUUGGCAAGACCUGGGAGAAGAUCCUCUUGGCUGCCCGUAUCAUCGCUGCCAUUGACAACCCCGCCGACAUCUGUGUCAUCUCCGCUCGUCCCUACGGCCAGCGCGCUGUCCUGAAGUUCGCUUCUCACACCGGUGCCACCGCCAUUGCCGGUCGUUUCACCCCCGGUAACUUCACCAACUACAUCACCCGCUCUUUCAAGGAGCCCCGCCUCAUCAUCGCCAUCAAGGAGGCCAGCUACGUCAACAUCCCCGUCAUCGCUCUCUGCGACACUGACUCCCCCACCGAGUUCGUUGAUGUUGCCAUCCCCACCAACAACAAGGGUCGUCACGCCAUCGGUCUGAUCUGGUGGUUGCUUGCCCGUGAGGUUCUCCGUCUCCGUGGUACUCUCGCCACUCGUGAGACCGAGUGGGACGUCGUUGUCGACCUCUACUUCUACCGUGACCCUGAGGCCGAAGAGAACAAGGAGAUUGCCGAUGAGACCAAGGUCCCCGGUGCUGAGGAGAUUGGUGCCGGUGCCGUCGAGUCCGGCUUCGCUGGUGAGAACUGGGAUACCCAGGCUCCUGGUGCUGGUGUUCCUGGCACUGCCUUCUCCGCUGCCACUGCUGCCCCCACCAGCUGGGAGACUGAGGGCGGUGACUGGGCCGCCAGCUCUGCCGCUCCUGCCGGUGAGAGCUGGGCUGAGGCCCAGCCCGCUGAGGCCAAGUGGUAG